GGGGCAAACGCGAUGAAAACCUAAUUCUUCCUAUAAAUGAUUCCAUUAGUGCCAGCCUUAGUACGGACAUUGGCUGAAACUGGUCCCAUCGGUGCUAAAAGAAGGAAAGAGGAAAUGAUGACUUCAAAAAACAAGAAAUAUUAUUGAGACAAAAUGGUUUUGCAAACAUGAAUCCGCCUAAGCUGCAGAUAAUAAAUAAGUGGCCCAACAAAUUAAAAGAUACAGUGCAUUGCAAAAACUUCCCAUUCUAAAGAUAAUCAUUAUCAGUACUGCCCAUUUAUGUCAGAUGUGCGCCAAAACGACUAUCAUGGCAUCGCCAUUGUUAAAAGAGAAUAAGUUUUGGCUGAAUGGAAGAGAGCAGACGUUCGACUCUCCGAGAUUGAGCAACUGUAUCAAAGCCAUCAGAGCCCGUUGCGAUGAAACGUUGCCACAAUUCAACUGGAAAAUAUCCAUUUGUUCAGAGAACAAUUUUCCAACGGCAGCUGGCUUAGCAUCUUCAGCAGCGGGUUAUGCUUGCUUGGUGCAUGCUCUAGCCCAGUUAUAUGAAAUUAAAGGGGAAAUAUCCGAUAUUGCUCGACAGGGUUCUGGAAGUGCAUGUAGAAGUAUUUAUGGUGGUUGGGUGCAAUGGCACAAGGGUGACCUACCAACAGGGGCCGAUUCCAUCGCUACGCAGAUAGCGCCUGCUGAUCAUUGGCCCGAAAUGCGAAUAAUCGUAUUGGUCGUAAAUGAUUGCCGGAAAAAGUAUAGCUCUACUUCAGGAAUGAAAACGACAACAGAGACAUCAACUUUGGUCAAGUUCAGAGCAGAGAGCGUAGUCAAUCAGAGGGCAAAAGCUAUGAAGAAAGCUAUUGAGGACAAGGACUAUGAAUCGUUCGCUGAAAUCACUAUGAAGGAUUCAAACCAAAUGCAUGCUAUUUGUUUGGAUACUUUUCCGCCGUGUGUUUAUAUGAACGACACGUCCCAUGCUAUAGUCAAUUUAGUCCACAGCUAUAAUGAAUACAAAAAAGGACAAAAGGUUGCCUACACAUUCGAUGCCGGUCCAAACGCUUGCAUUUAUCUCCUUCAAUCUGAAGUUGAGCAAUUUAUAUCAGUGGUGAACCACGUUUUUCCUAAACCUGCUGAUAUUGAUGCAGUUGAAUACUAUAGAGGGCUGACUUUACCCAAUAAGCAACUUGACAAGAAAAUUGUCGACGACCUAAACUUAACUCCUCAUGAUACUGGUGUGCUGAAAUACAUUAUAUAUACCAAAGUAGGAGGUGGACCACAAGUAUUAGGCGACCCAAGUGAACAUUUACUGCAAGAUAAUGGUUUACCUAAACAGUGAAAAGAAGCGCUAAAAAUAUGUAUUUUAUGAAGUCAAAUUGCUUCGUUGUUUAUUUUUCAUUGAGGUGUAUACUUCGCAGGUAAAAAGUGGCAUUUUUGUAUGGUUGUGGUUUGUAAAUUAUUAUGGAAGGUAAUUAAACCAAUCUCUAGUAAAA
Messenger RNA from Dendroctonus ponderosae (mountain pine beetle), 1478 nucleotides. It is a transcript of the gene Mvd, whose product is annotated as diphosphomevalonate decarboxylase. Gene Ontology annotation, molecular function: ATP binding; diphosphomevalonate decarboxylase activity. The transcript has 6 exons. The coding region runs from base 287 to 1324 and encodes 345 amino acids. Gene Ontology annotation, biological process: isopentenyl diphosphate biosynthetic process, mevalonate pathway; isoprenoid biosynthetic process. The record is from RefSeq and is a predicted model, not a curated record. Lineage: Eukaryota; Metazoa; Arthropoda; Insecta; Coleoptera; Curculionidae. Gene Ontology annotation, cellular component: cytosol.